This is a messenger RNA of Lobosporangium transversale, 1632 nucleotides long. RefSeq names its product WD40-repeat-containing domain protein. NCBI's taxonomy places the organism in Eukaryota, Fungi, Mortierellomycota, Mortierellomycetes, Mortierellales, Mortierellaceae. The record is from RefSeq and is a predicted model, not a curated record. Gene Ontology annotation, molecular function: transcription corepressor activity; protein binding. The transcript is spliced from 11 exons. Gene Ontology annotation, biological process: regulation of transcription by RNA polymerase II. The coding region runs from base 72 to 1592 and encodes 506 amino acids. Gene Ontology annotation, cellular component: Set3 complex.
CCCGUCUCGCAUCACGCAGUCUUCAACAACUAAAGUCAUCGUAUUUGUAUUAUUGCAAAAAAAAAUACAGGAUGAGCGUCACCAGUGAGGAAAUCAACUAUCUAAUUUUUCGGUACCUUCAAGAGUCAGGAUUUGUUCAUACAGGAUUUUCCUUUCAGAAUGAGUCACAUAUCCACAAGUCUGAAUAUCGGAAUGCAAAUGUUCAACCAGGUGCUCUCGUGAGUGUGAUUCAAAAAGGCUUACUGUAUAUGGAUUUAGAGCUUCAAUACCUUGCCAUGAAUUUUCCAUCACUAUCAUUUACGACUUAUCAAAACCAGGAUGGAACUGAACGGGAAUGUACGGGACCAGUGGCACUUAUUGGACCUCAUCGCUGUGAUAAGCAAGGCAAAAAUCAAGGCGGUAAUAAACGAGAUCGAAAAGAGAGUAAACGGCCUCGAGAGCAGCAACAAGGUCGAGACAAGCGCCUGAGAACAGAACUUGAUGAAGAUGAUAAGGAUGACGACCCCAUUGUAGAUACUGACCAAGUUGAGGAUGUUUCCUCUGUGGAAAUAAUGGAUGCGGCGGAGGUGAAGAUCAUACCAGCAAGCGAUGCUAUUACUUUGAAAGGCCACACUGCGGAUGUAUUUGUAUGCUCAUGGAGUCCUACCUCACCCUUAUUGCUGGCAUCCGGGGAUGCAACGGCUCGUAUAUGGCAAAUACCCAGUAGCACCGAUGACGCCCUGCUGGAACCAAUUGUGCUAAAGCAUCUGCCAGCAUUAACAGACAGCAAUAGAGAUGUCACGACAAUGGAUUGGAAUGCUUCAGGAACACUUCUUGCUACAGGAUUUUAUGAUGGACAGGCUCGAAUCUGGACGCAGCGCGGACAACUGAGAUAUUUGAUGAGCCAACAUCGUGGACCGAUCUUUGCUCUAAAAUGGAAUAAAAAAGGCAACUAUAUCCUCACAGGAAGGGACGCUAGACAGCAACAUGAGUUUCAUACUGGCGCAGUACUAGAUGUAGAUUGGCUUGACAACACCACAUUCGCGACAUCAUCGUCUGAUGGGAAAGUGUAUGUAUGCAAAGUAGAUAGCUCUGAGCCCGUCAAGGUGUUUGAUGGACAUAAGGACGAAGUAAACGCUGUUCGCUGGGACCCUUUAGGAGAACUUCUUGCGUCGUGUUCAGAUGAUAAAACAGCAAAGAUUUGGACUAUGUCGCGGGACGAAUGUCUAUUUGAUCUUACGAAUCAUACUGAAGCUGUCUAUGAUAUGACGUGGGCACCUCAUGAAGCAUCAUCAAAGGAGCCAAGGAUUCUGGCGACAGCCUCGUUCGACAUGACAGUGAGACUAUGGGAUGCUAGAAAUGGCGAUAACCUUCGUGUCCUCUCAAGACAUACCGAAGCAGUAUACUCUGUUGCUUUCAAUCCAACUGGUACACAUCUUGCCACUGGGUCUCCAGACACGACAAUCAAUAUAUGGAGAGUGCAGGAUGGAGCACUUGUCAAGACAUAUCAAGGAGAAGGCGGGAUUUUUGAAGUGGACUGGAAUAGCACAGGAGACAAACUUGCGGCAUGUGUGGCCAACGGCACUCUUGUAGUCGCCCAUGUCAAGCUUUAAUGGUUGCAUUUAUAAUAGCUCUGUAAACAUCGAUACCCAC